AAUGAGAGGGGAAAAAAAGAAGAGCACAUACGGAAAGAGAAAGAAAGAAAAAAGAAUGUGCUUGUGUGUGUGAGAGAGAAAGAAAGGGGCCGGCACAGUCAGUUCUGAUAACAGCAACAGUGGAAGGAGGAGGAUGUGCAGAGGCACCACCCCUUUCUCUCCCUCAGCUAUAAAUAAGAGGUGGAUUUUUUUUUGCUCCACACUUCACUUGAAGGAUGAGAGCUUUGAAACACCUUAAACAUCAUUCCAGGAGCAAUGUGGAGGAGCAGGCAGUUCCUCUGGUGCACUGCUACAAUGACGUGAUGGGGAAUGUAGCGGAUGCUGGCACUCAGACUGAUCCCGUGGUGGUCCUAUCCCUGGCUCAAGCCGCUGUGCUAGGCCUCAUAUCUCAGAAUGAAAUCUUUGGCACCACCAUCGCACCUAAUGGCUUUUGCACUGGGGAGGCACGUGAAUGCCCCCCUCCACCCCCAGAGGCAAUGGAGUAUGAGUAUUCAGACCAGUUGAUUGGGGCAAAUGGAGACUACCUACCUGAGCCCAAUGGAGAAAAUAGGAGGCCAAAUGGACUUUUGGGGGUGGGGAAGAGGCGUUCGGGACCUCGGGGAAAAGGAAAGAGGCAACAAAGUGAAAACAGUGAGGCAGCAGAACUGGCUAAGAAAUCCAUAGAUGUACAGACAUGGGUGAAAGGAGAGCGACCUGAGUAUUCAAGAUCCUGUUACUACUCAAAGGUUCAUUAUAAUGACAGCGAGUCUGAAGUGUUGGAUCUUGCUCCCGAUAGACUGAUGUUAAAGGAGGAACAAAAUAAAAGUAGCCCUGCACAUGCAAAGGAGGCAAACAACUUACAGAAUGAUCCAGAUUCAGAAACAACGUCACAAGAUGCUAAUCACACACAGGAAUUAGAAUCAGGCAGCCAGCCUGUGGAAGAAGGCUCUAAAGAGGAGGGGCAUGAUGACCAAAGAGCACUGAAUAUUAAGACACCUGAGGAGGAAGUGAGCCCUGUGAUGAGGCGCUACUAUGAAUCUAGUGUUUUGACCUACGAAGCUGCUGAGCCAGACCUGACACCAGCAGAAUAUGAUGAUGGUGUGCAGGUGGCAACAUGGGCAGAUGGUGAGAAUCCUGCAGUUCGCCGUGUGCAGAUUGACCGCCUGGAUGUCAAUGUGCAAAUCGAUGAGUCAUAUUGUGUGGAUGUGGGUGAAGGCCUGAAGCGCUGGAAGUGUCGAAUGUGUGAGAAGUCAUACACGUCAAAGUAUAAUCUGGUGACACACAUCCUGGGUCACAGUGGGAUCAAGCCACAUGAAUGUCUGCACUGUGGAAAACUUUUCAAGCAACCAAGCCACCUGCAGACACAUCUGCUUACACACCAAGGCACAAGGCCACAUAAAUGUACUGUGUGCAAGAAGGCCUUCACACAGACCAGCCACCUCAAGCGGCAUAUGCUGCAGCAUAGUGACAUUAAGCCAUACAGCUGCCGUUUCUGUGGACGUGGGUUUGCCUACCCCAGCGAAUUGCGCACACAUGAGGCCAAGCAUGAGAAUGGGAGGUGUCAUAUUUGCACACAAUGCACCAUGGAAUUCCCCACCUAUGCCCACCUCAGGCGACACCAGGUCAGUCACCAGGGGCCUGCCGCCUUCCAGUGUAGUGAGUGCCACAAGAGCUUUGCCUACCGGAGCCAGCUGCAGAACCACUUAAUGAAGCAUCAAAACAUGCGACCCCAUAUUUGUUCUGAGUGUGGCUUAGAGUUUGCACAGGUUCACCACCUCAAGCAGCACCUGCUCACACACAAGGUACUAGCACAGCAGGCCCUCGAAAACAAGGGGAUGAAAGAGUACAAGUGUGAUGUGUGUUCUCGUGAGUUCACCCUGUCAGCCAAUCUGAAGCGGCACAUGCUGAUCCACACCAGUAUGCGACCUUUCCAGUGCCACAUCUGCUUUAAGACCUUCGUCCAGAAGCAGACUCUCAAAACUCACAUGAUUGUUCACCUUCCAGUGAAGCCCUUCAAAUGCAAGGUGUGUGGGAAGUCAUUUAAUAGAAUGUACAACCUACUUGGCCACAUGCACCUUCAUGCUGGUAGCAAGCCCUUCAAGUGCCCCUACUGCAGCAGCAAGUUCAACCUAAAGGGAAAUCUGAGCAGGCAUAUGAAAGUGAAGCAUGGCAUUCUUGAUGUCUUGCCAGAUGGGCAAGACAGCCACCCUGAUAUGGAGGGCCAAGAGGACUAUGAGGAAGACAGCUUUGACUACAGUGAAAGAGAAAAUCUGGCUAGCAACAACACACAAGAUCUGGCCAGACUGGCUGAGAUGGGCUAUUACAACUAUACAAAGGCUGCUGCUUACUACACCACAGCAUAAUGCACUUUGAGACAUUCAAACUCACCUCACCUGUAUUUGUAAGCCUCAAGGUUUUAAUGUGGACUAAUAAUGAAAUGGCCGCCUGGUGGUUGUGCACUGGCAUUUUGAUUACUCUUUAAGAGGAAAUUAUUUAUAUGCCUCCAAAACAUUAGAGCUUGUAAGGUUCCAUGUAAACAUGAGUGUAAUUCUAUAUUUUUGUGUGAGUCAGUGGUUAAUAGUUUGAGGAAAUCAGCUGAAAUUUCCUAGUGGAUAAUGAUUUAAUGCCACUUCCCCACUCCAAAAGAAGCUUUUAAAAGUAAAAUCUCUAAGAAUAAUUCAAUAAUGUUUUUCAAUAAUGUUUUGCAGCCCUCUAUAUAGGGCACUUAAGAGACAUUCCUUAUCCAAUUGGAAAUAUAUAUGACGUGAUUUUGAACCAUCAAAGCUUAUACAAAAACAAUAAAGAUAGUGCAGAGUAAUAAAUUGUACUUAAAAAUAGUAUUUACAAUAAAAUAAAAAAAAGUGAUGAACCAAAUUAUUUAGUAAUAUCUAAACCAUCAUAAAAAUACUAAGAUCCAGAUAACUAGCUUUUUCACUUCUAGUAAAUCAUCUUGAAUUUGUCAUACGUAAACCAAGUGGGAUUUUAGUAGGAGGCUUGAUUUCCAGUCAUUCUCAGUUAAUUAUUCAACAAUUUAAAAAAAAAAAAAAGUUCAUUAAGAGCAUUGUGUUGUGUGUCUAAAAGUUGUAUUGUAAUGGUACCAUAUCAGACUUAGAUUUUGAAUGUUUCAAAGCCAUUGCCAACUGAUAUACAUCAUUAGUUGAAUACAGAGCUCAUAAUCAAAUGUUCCCUGAAUCAAAUUUUGAUUUAUUAUUAAAAACAAAAACUGUGAGGUGUGGAAAAAAAUCUCAAUUUAUAUAAAGAGACUGAAAAGAAAUAAGAGUAAACUACUUAAAAAUGUUUUAAGGCUGUGGUGUGUGAAAUGACAUCAAUUCAUGAUAAUUUAUACAAAGCACAGUAUGCAUCACCAUACAGUUAACUCACAAUCUGCCAACAAUAGUGCAGCUUUACAAAAAUGGGUAUUUGUUUAUUAAUAAAAAUAUACAAUACUUAUUACACUUUUUAUUUUAACAAAUCUUCAACUCAAAUUCAACAUUUUUGAAAACAUCUCUAGCACCCUCAAGUGGUAUCACAUAAACAUGUUCACUCAGUCAGCCAUAGCUUGUGAAUUACUUCUCUCUCCUGAUCAUUUACCAUGACAAUAGGCAAUUUUUCAAUCCAAGCAGUUUGAAAACGUGGUUGGCUGUCUUCACAUUUGUCUCAGAAGCAGGUGAUAACCUUUGUUUUUUGUUCAUGUUUUAAAAUGUAAAAAAGAUUGCAAUAUUGCAGAAAAGUGUCUAGUGGCAUAAACUUUUCACAGUAUGGAUAUAUUUCACCGAUGGAAUUUAUUGCCAUUGUAACUUAUUUAGUGCAAGUACGUUGGUAGUUUGCAGGGGAGUAGCAACUUCACUUUUAUGUUUGGAGCUACUACCAAAUGCAGACACGGUGCAAAGAUAUUUUUCUUCUGUGGCACAAGUUAAUUUAUGUCUUUAAUGAACAAAAAUUUUUGACAUGUUGUUUGACCAUAUGUGAGGAACACUAGUGACUAAACCACAUCUGUCAUCCAGGUAUCAUUACAGACACAGUUUUGUAUAUUACCUUUAUCAUACUUUUCCAUAUUUGGAAAGCAUUGUACUAUUCUUAGUCUGAGAUUAUAUUCAAUUUUACUUGUAUGCUUUUAACAACGGACAAAGCAGCUUUACAGGAGCUGGAUAUACAGGGUGAAAUUAUAGUACCUCGUGCUUUCUAGAUAAAGCCAGAUUACAUGGUUAUUGCUACAUUUGUUCACAAAGAACACUGAAAUAUAUCACGAUUCCUAAGGCUACGUUUGGUUUCUAGAGAUGAAUGUGUUAAUCAGGCACCAAACAUCUUUGUUACAACUAAGUUAACUAUCCCUGUGUAACACUGUGUGCCAUCCAUUUUAAGAAUUUAGCUGCUCAGUGAUCUUACAGUCUGCAGUAGUGAGGUAGGACCAUAGAUGCAAGACAGAACGAUUGUAAAAUUAAGCGGGAAAAAAAAAACAGAUUUUCCAAACACACCCACUGCACAGCCUCCUGGACAAUGUUGUUUUAAUAAGCACAAAAUAGCUCAGACCAGACAUUUCUACUGUUUUAUAAUGUCCUUAUGGCUCAAGGUUUGCUGCCACGCUAAGCAAGGCCAGUCUUGUUUAAGUUUUUUUAUAAAGCUUUGAUUUUGUUUGCACAUCAUUGUGAAUAUGCUGUUGAUAAAGUUCUAUGUUAAAUGUUGUGCUCUG
This is a messenger RNA of Tachysurus vachellii, 4669 nucleotides long. It is a transcript of the gene znf710a, whose product is annotated as zinc finger protein 710a. Gene Ontology annotation, biological process: regulation of transcription by RNA polymerase II. Gene Ontology annotation, molecular function: RNA polymerase II cis-regulatory region sequence-specific DNA binding; DNA-binding transcription factor activity. Lineage: Eukaryota; Metazoa; Chordata; Actinopteri; Siluriformes; Bagridae. The record is from RefSeq and is a predicted model, not a curated record. The coding region runs from base 216 to 2342 and encodes 708 amino acids. Gene Ontology annotation, cellular component: nucleus. The transcript has 5 exons.